Poecilia reticulata (guppy) is the source of this 2076-nucleotide messenger RNA. Lineage: Eukaryota; Metazoa; Chordata; Actinopteri; Cyprinodontiformes; Poeciliidae. The record is from RefSeq and is a predicted model, not a curated record.
GAUUUUUAGGAAAAGGAUCUAUUCGACAAAAACUUUUGUUUUCUUUGGAAUUACAUCAUACUUAGUAAAUGAGCAAAAAUCCAAUAAUGCAAGUUCUGAGAAUAUGGAUUGUGAUCAUUUGUGUGAGCGGCACAAUUUAUUCAGGGAAAACCCAAGAAUUGUCGCAUGACCUGAAUGCAAUCCUGGAAAUAAAGUCUGACGCACCUGAAAGAGAAAUGGCUACCAGUCGUUCAUCAGGGACCGAUUCAGGAGAGAGGGUUUCAGAUCUGCUCAUCACUGGAACAGAAGUGCAGCCCCAACUGGAAUCGGAAAGAAAGACGGAUCAGAGGAAAGCUGAUCGUAAAAAGCUAGAGGUUGUCAGAGGAAAGAGAAGUGCUUGGGGCAGGAGAAGACACGCUGCUACAGUAGAGGCCGCUGCGUAUCGAAUAGCCGGAUUAAGGCAACCUCUGAAAGGCUGGAGACAGAGUGCCAAGGGAGAGAUGGAAACCAGCCUCCUUAUGGCGACACUGAAGGAACUUCAUGCAGAAAAGAAACGACUGAUGGAUAAUGGAAAAACACAAGAGGAAGAGGAGGAGGAAGAAGAAGAGGAGAGCGAUGAGGAGGAGGAGGAAGAUGAUGAUGACGAUGAUGAUGACGACGAUGAAGAAGAGGAAGAGGAAGAAGAGGAGGAGGAAGUAGAAGAGGAGGAAGAGGAAGAGGAGGAGGCCACAGAACCUCCUACUAAUCAAACAGAAACACAGUACAACUCUACUGAAUGCCAGAUUGUAGACGCAGAGAUGAGCUGCAGGGCUGUCAGGAUGACUCACCUGCCAGUUUUCCAGAACAUGGAAGUGACAAAGCUUGACUUGGGAGAAAACAACAUCAGAAUCAUCACUCCGCAAAGUUUGUUUGGGCUGCGAAACCUGGAUGAACUGGAUCUGAGCCAGAACCAACUGGACGACGAGUCGUUUAGCCAGAACUGCCUGCUCAACUUGACCCUUUUGAGGAAACUGAAUCUGGACGACAACCAGAUCACCAGAAUUCCAGCGCUGCCAGCAUCUCUAGAGGAGCUCAAGAUUAAUAAGAACAAACUGACUGUUCUCACGGAUCACUGCUUCCAAGGUGUGAAAAACUUGUUGAAGCUGGAGCUAAGGAUGAACACCCUUUAUGAAGCCAGUGUGUCACCUGCAGCUUUUCGACCUCUGCAGAAGCUUCUGGAGCUGCAGCUGGACAACAACCGCUUCCGGUCCCUCCCUCUGGGCCUCCCUUCGUCUCUUCAGGUGCUGAAAAUGAAUGGAAACCUGAUUGAAGAGAUGGCCGCUGAGGCCUUAAGGGACUGCAUUCAUCUGAAAGUGCUGGAUCUGAGUCACAACUAUAUCCACGAUCAAAGCAUCAAUAUCAACACUUGGACCCGUCUUAGAUCUCUGGAAGACUUGGACCUGUCGCACAACCGCCUCACCUCCAUCCCUGUGAAUCUGCCUCGCUUCCUCCGUAAACUGAUCCUGCGGCACAACAGCGUACGUCACAUCCCUGCCUUCACGUUCCGUCACAUGCGUGCUGGCCUGCAGUCCCUACAUCUGUCCCACAACGAACUGAGCACCGAGGGUGUAGAGCGGCAUUCCUUCGUUGGAACCUACCGCUCCAUGCGCGAGCUCCUGCUUGACAACAACAGGCUGCAGGACGUCCCCAGAUGUGUCAGGCAGUUCAAGAACCUGCAGGUGCUGAGACUGGAAAACAAUCAGAUCAGGCAGGUGAGGCAGUGGGCACUGUGCCACCCUGGUAAUUCGGGCUCCACCUUGGUUUCUGUCCACCUGGAAUAUAAUCUCCUGGAGGAGGAGGCGAUUCCCCCGAAAGCUUUCUCCUGUGUGACGGACACACAGGGACUGGUCCUGUACCCACAGCAGGGCAAACAUACAUGAACUGACACAUAGGCUGUGCGUAAACGCGACAAACAGCAAUACAGUUCCCUCCAGCUUCUGUCAUCUUUAUAGUCACCGUGGUAUCAGAAAACACAACUUAAUUAGCGAAGUCAGUAAAUCAAUUUCUAAGAAGUAAAUUGUAGUAUUUUAGCACACAAUAAAGAAAAUAUGAACCUCA